Molecule: messenger RNA, 944 nt
Organism: Helianthus annuus (common sunflower)
Lineage: Eukaryota; Viridiplantae; Streptophyta; Magnoliopsida; Asterales; Asteraceae
Product: LOB domain-containing protein 14
Exons: 2
Coding region: 63-737 (224 amino acids)
Biological process (GO): hormone-mediated signaling pathway; positive regulation of DNA-templated transcription
Cellular component (GO): nucleus
Source: RefSeq, a predicted model, not a curated record
CAUUAAACAUUUCAACAAUCAUUUUUUUUCUUGAUAAUUAAACUUAAAACAUCAUAUUAAUCAUGUCAGGAUCAGGUUCUCCUUGUGGGGCUUGCAAGUUCUUGAGAAGAAAAUGUGUAAGGGGUUGUGUUUUUGCCCCUUAUUUUUGCCAUGAACAAGGUCCUGCCCAUUUUGCAGCCAUUCAUAGGGUUUUUGGUGCUAGCAAUGUCUCUAAACUUCUUGCUCACCUGCCUGUUAGCGGUCGAUGCGAAGCAGCCAUUACCAUCGCGUAUGAAGCUCAAGCAAGGCUUCAAGAUCCCAUUUAUGGCUGUGUUUCACAUAUUUUUGCACUUCAACAACAGGUGGUUAGCUUACAAUCCCAACUAGCUUCUUUGAAAGCACAAGCUGCAACUCGAAGUGUGCUCAAUGGUUCCGGAUCAAACUAUCCUUCUUACACACCUCCGCAAGAUAUCCACACUUGGUUUCAACAAUUUGAAAAUUCAUGCAUAAAUAGGCCCCAAUUUGAUCAGAAAACUAGCCUCAACAACAUGAACAACACCAUGAAUUUCAACUCCAUGGGCGAAAACUACGAGAAUACAUAUCUCAAAGAAGAAGAAGGAUCAUUUUCCAGCUUCCAAGAAGGUUCAAGUUACUCCAUUGAUUCAUUGGACAUGCAAAUAAGUCACAACAAAGAAUGGGCUUUCCAAGAGAAUACCGAAGACCUUCAUUCGGUGGCCUUCGGCUAUGUUCACCGUUAGUUAGAUCCCGAUUAGAGAUCUCAAGAUCAGCUUUGGAUCAACUAAAGUAUUAUAUAAUAAGAUUAAAAUAGGCCACCUAGUAAACCCUAGAAUAUGUUUAUAAGUUUGGAAACCCUAAAUUUUGUGUAACUUUGGAUAUGAUCCGUUUAAUAUUAGUUUAUAAAGUCUUGAUCAGAAGAAAAUCUGCUGUUUAAUUGUGAGCUAUGU